Echinops telfairi (small Madagascar hedgehog) is the source of this 2179-nucleotide messenger RNA. It is a transcript of the gene MIPEP, whose product is annotated as mitochondrial intermediate peptidase. Gene Ontology annotation, cellular component: mitochondrion. The record is from RefSeq and is a predicted model, not a curated record. NCBI's taxonomy places the organism in Eukaryota, Metazoa, Chordata, Mammalia, Afrosoricida, Tenrecidae. Gene Ontology annotation, molecular function: metalloendopeptidase activity. Gene Ontology annotation, biological process: peptide metabolic process. The transcript is spliced from 20 exons. Bases 1 to 2025 code for a protein of 674 amino acids.
AUGAACGAUAGCCCGGAGUUUGUCCUUGGGCCCGCGCUGGCCUCUGGAUCUCCAGUGGUUGGUGGCUCUAAGGGCCUUUUUGGAGUGCCAGAGCUCAGCGCCCCGGAAGGAUUCCGCGUGGCUCAAGAGAAAGCCUUGAGGAAGACCGAGGUGCUGCUGGAGCUGGCGAGCCAGACCCCGCCGGGGCCGCAGACAGUGCUCAUCUUCGACGAGCUCUCGGACGCCCUGUGCCAAGUGGCUGACUUGGCCGAUUUUGUGAAAAUUGCCCACCCGGACCCGGCGUUCAGAGAGGCUGCAGGAGAAGCGUGCCUGAGUAUAGGGACCGUGGUGGAAAAAUUGAACACCAAUGUGGAAUUAUACCAAAGUCUGCAGCGAUUACUCGCUGACAAAAUGCUCAUGGAUGCCCUGGACCCAGAAACCAGGCGAGUGGCUGAACUCUUCAUGUUUGAUUUUGAAAUCAGUGGAAUCCACUUGGAUGAAGAAAAGCGUAAACGAGCAGUGGACCUCAAUGUGAAAAUCUUGGAUCUGAGCAGCAAGUUCCUCAUGGGAACCAACACCCCCAACAAGAUCGGGAAGCACCUGCUGCCGGAGCACCUCCACCGGCACUUCCUCCUGGAGGGCGAGCACGCGAUCGUGGACGGGCUGCAUGCCGAGGCCCCCGACGACUGGGUGCGAGAAGCUGCUUAUAAAAUUUUCCUGUAUCCCAGUGCGGGCCAGUUGGACUGCCUGGAAGAGUUACUCAGCCACAGAGACCUCUUGGCAAAGCUGGUGGGCUAUUCUACCUUUGCCCACAGGGCUCUCCAAGGAACGAUCGCCCAAACUCCAGAGACCGUCAUGCAAUUCCUUGAGAAACUCUCAGAGAAACUUUCUGAAAGAACCCUGCGAGACUUCGAGAUGAUCCGAGGGAUGAAGAGGAAACUCAAUCCUCAGCACGCUGAACUGAUGCCCUGGGAUCCCCCCUACUACAGCGGGGUACUCCGUGCCGAGAGGUAUAAUAUCGAGCCCAGUUUAUACUGCCCGUUUUUCUCCCUUGGAGCCUGCAUGGAAGGCCUGAACCUCUUGUUUAACCAGCUACUGGGGAUCUCCCUGUAUGCCGAGCAGCCUGCGAAAGGGGAGGUGUGGUGUGAGGACGUCCGAAAGCUGGCUGUGGUUCACGAGGCCCAAGGAUUGCUGGGAUACAUUUACUGUGAUUUUUUCCAGCGAGCUGACAAACCGUACCAGGACUGCCACUUCACCAUCCGCGGAGGCAGGCGGCAGGCGAACGGCGACUACCAGCUCCCGCUCGUGGUCCUGAUGCUGAACCUGCCCCAGCCCUCCAGGGGCUGCCCCACCUUACUCACGCCGGGCAUGAUGGAGAACCUCUUCCACGAGAUGGGCCACGCCAUGCACUCCAUGCUUGGGCGCACUCGUUACCAGCACGUCACCGGGACCCGCUGCCCCACCGAUUUCGCUGAGGUUCCCUCCAUUCUCAUGGAGUACUUUGCCAACGAUUACCGAGUGGUCAGCCGGUUUGCCAGGCACUAUCAAACUGGACAGCCGCUGCCCAAAGACAUGGUCUCCCGCCUUUGCGAGUCCAAAAAGGUUGGUGCGGCAGCCGACAUGCAGCUUCAGGUCUUUUACGCCGUUCUGGACCAGCUGUACCACGGCAAGCAUCCCCUGGGGCGCUCGACCACAGACAUCCUGAAGGAGACGCAGGAGAGGUUUUACCGGCUGCCCUACGUGCCCAACACGGCCUGGCAGCUGCGAUUCAGCCACCUGGUGGGAUAUGGGGCCAAGUACUACUCAUACCUCAUGUCCAGGGCCGUGGCAUCCAUGGUUUGGAAAGAAUGUUUUCUACAGGAUCCUUUUAACAGGGCCGUGGGCGAGCGCUAUCGCCGGGAGAUGCUGGCGCACGGAGGCGGCAAAGAGCCUGUGCUCAUGGUUCAAGGUAUGCUUCAGAAGCGCCCUUCCAUCGACGACUUCGUAAGUGCCCUGGUUUCUGACUUGGACCCGGACUUUGAAACGUUCUUCAUGGAUUCUGAAUAGUGGAAUACUCCCGAACAUUUUCAACCAAGGUCACGUAGAUAGUGCUACCGCUGUGAAAACGUGUUUCUGAUUUCACGAACCACUUCUGUAAAAAAAAAGCCCUUAAGAAGCCCUAAGCUGGUUGAACUUUGAAUAAAGAAUGCGUUUUACGGUG